Molecule: messenger RNA, 1032 nt
Organism: Bombus huntii
Lineage: Eukaryota; Metazoa; Arthropoda; Insecta; Hymenoptera; Apidae
Exons: 3
Coding region: 307-954 (215 amino acids)
Source: RefSeq, a predicted model, not a curated record
AUACACAAGUAACAAAUGGUGAAUGGAAUUCUUUUUUCUCCUUCUUCAAAUCAAAAAUUGACAUAUUACUGAAAAUUCUUCUUACAUGGAUAUUCAUGUUGCUGUGCCAAAGGCAGUAAACAAUGAAACCAUUGUGAUGCAAUCAUAAUGUUGAACGUAAUUCUUUCAACGUGAUAAGAUAAUCGCCGAUCGAACAUUGGUUUCUGUACAUCUUGCGAUACUUCAACGAGUCAUGCUAUAUAAGGAUGUCGGAACAGAACAGCUCAUAGUACGUCGAUCGUAAGAGAACGCGCGGCCAAGAAGUCGAUGAUGACAUUCGCGAAAUCUUCAUUAAUCAGCUGCCUGUUGGGUAUUUUACUUUGGGAAAUUCAUGGACAAGGCAUAAUGGUUGAUCCCAUUAGCAGAAGCAGCGCCUGGCGCAAGGGAUUCCCCGUUGAAGUAAAUGUCAACGACCAUGAACUUUCCUGCGGAGGACCGACCAUUCAGUUCACGCAAAAUGAUGGAUUGUGUGGAAUAUGCGGUGACGAUUACGCUAUACCACGACCUAGACCAAAUGAAAACGGUGGACGUUAUGGAACCGGCGUGAUCGUCCAAAGGUACAAAGUAGACGACAUUGUCAACGUAACUGUGAAACUGAUUAGUAACGACCUGGGAAGCUUCUCGUUCAGUCUGUGCCCCUUGAAAGGACCGAAGGAUCUCGAGACCGAAAUGUGUUUCGAAAAAUAUCCGCUUCAAUUGGAGAACACAAUCGACAACUUUUUGCUGCCAAAUUAUCAAAAGGACUUCUACAUACGAGUUCGGCUGCCAUCGAAAUUGAUCUGCGAACAUUGUGUGUUUAGAUGGACUUAUGUAAUCGGAAACCACGCUACUCUAUGUUAUAACAAUAGAGUCGAAGUCGGAUGUGUACCUCAAAAGACAUUCAAAAAUUGCGCCGAUAUCGCGAUCUCUUCCUAAGAUCUGAUUACUCCUUCUGGUCGAUAACAUGUGUACCUUCGUUACGUAGAUUAAAUUAGAGAAUAACUGUUCAAUUAA